Messenger RNA from Monopterus albus (swamp eel), 6055 nucleotides. RefSeq names its product homeodomain-interacting protein kinase 3-like. The record is from RefSeq and is a predicted model, not a curated record. Gene Ontology annotation, biological process: peptidyl-threonine phosphorylation; peptidyl-serine phosphorylation. Gene Ontology annotation, cellular component: nucleus; PML body; cytoplasm. Bases 389 to 4435 code for a protein of 1348 amino acids. Gene Ontology annotation, molecular function: protein serine/threonine kinase activity; protein tyrosine kinase activity; ATP binding. The transcript is spliced from 18 exons. NCBI's taxonomy places the organism in Eukaryota, Metazoa, Chordata, Actinopteri, Synbranchiformes, Synbranchidae.
GUAGCUAGCAACAAGCUAGCAACAAGCUAGCGAAACCUGCACCACAGCAAGUGGCCAGUAGUUACCUCUGUCGAGAAGGAGGCGUAUUAGAAUGCAAAAGUUUAGAAACACGGAUUACUUGUCUUGAGUGGACACAAGAGCGACGUUUGGUGAAACCUGACAGCUGUCGAAACCAUGGUUCAUUGCUGGUUUUCUUAAUAGCUAGUUGUUUGCGUUAAUUUUGAGGUUCAAAUGUGCGAAAAGUCGCUCGGUCUCUCCUCGUCGUUGAACAAGAUGGCACCAACAGCAUCAUCGUUAUUAUUACAGGGUUUGACGGUGGUGCGGGACCUUGUCGCUAACCUGUCCCUUAACGCUCUGGGUGAUACGAUUUGCUGGUCUUACUGAAGGUAUGGCCUCACAAGUCUUGGUCUACCCAUCACACCUGCACUCAGCUCAAACAAGUGCCUUAGGAACAAGCAGCAGCGUUACCAGCAGACACACAGGUGAAGCCCACUGCAGUAAUAACACCAGCAGAGCCUUUCAGCACCAACCCCCACCCAAAACCUAUGUGAUUGGAAUCAAUUACGGUAUCGCCUAUCCCAACAACGUCAUCCCAUCCUCAAACGCUGCUGAUUCAGGAAGGCAGCACGUGGGAGUUCAGCUUGAAGAAAGGGAGGAGUGGGCAUUACAGACGCCAGGAUUACGGACAGAGGAGGGGUGGGAGAGACACGGAGUAGGUCCAGUUGAGAUCCAGGAUCAGGUGUUACUUUGCCAGGGCAGAGGCCGACAGGAAGUGAGGCCUUUCAGGGACAGUGGUGGAACUCCAUCAGUAGGAAGCUUGGACUGUGGCCUAUUUAGGAGGGCCUGUAUCAGAGCAGAGGGCAGAAACAAAAGAAUUCAAGUGAGAGGGGGGUACAUUAACCUGCUAGACACAGGCUCCACCCAGAGAUGUGAAAGUGGAGAACAACUGCUGGAGAACAGCUGCAUCGGAACCAUGCAGAUAGUGGAGGAGGUAUUUGCUAAACCUUCAUUUCCUCCCCCUGUGGCCAUGUUGCAAACCAGCACUGGGAACAAUGCUGACAUUACCAGAGUAGAGGGUUCAGGGACACUGCCUACUCAGCACAACAGGGUUGAUGGAGUGACCCGUGUGGGAAUUGGGGUGGACGGCACUGAAGUCAGGCCUGUUACUAGUACUGAUGCAGUUGCAGGGGCUACAGUGACCAGGACCGACUCAGGAGAUGGUGAUUAUCAGUUAGUUCAGCAUGAGGUCCUUUGCUCCAUGAAGAAUAGCUACGAGGUCUUGGAAUUUCUGGGUCGUGGUACCUUUGGUCAAGUGGUGAAAUGCUGGAAGAGGGGAACAAGUGAAGUGGUGGCUGUUAAAAUACUGAAGAACCAUCCAUCCUAUGCACGUCAGGGACAGAUUGAGGUGGAGAUCCUGGCCCGGUUGAGCAGUGAAAAUGCAGAUGAGCACAAUGUGGUGCGUGCUCUGGAGUGCUUUCAGCACCGUAGCCACACCUGCCUGGUGUUUGAGAUGCUGGAGCAAAACCUCUAUGACUUCCUUAAACAGAACAAGUUCAGUCCACUGCCGCUCAAAAUCAUCAGGCCUGUUUUGCAACAGGUGGCAACAGCUUUAAAGAAGCUGAAGUCUUUAGGUUUGAUCCAUGCUGACUUGAAACCAGAGAACAUCAUGCUGGUGGACCCCUCCAGGCAGCCCUACAGAGUCAAGGUCAUUGACUUUGGUUCAGCUAGCCAUGUCUCCAAGGCUGUCUGCUCCACUUACCUGCAGUCCAGAUACUACAGGGCUCCAGAGAUUAUUUUGGGCCUGCCAUUUUGUGAGGCCAUAGACAUGUGGUCACUGGGAUGUGUGAUAGCGGAGCUCUUCUUGGGCUGGCCCCUUUAUCCUGGAGCACUGGAGUAUGACCAGAUCCGGUACAUCUCUCAAACUCAGGGCCUGCCUGCCGAGCAUCUGCUCAAUAAGGGGACCAAGACUUCUCGAUUCUUCUCCAAAGACUCAGACUCGCCCUAUGCCUCCUGGAGACUAAAGACAACAAAACAGCAUGAGAAGGAGACAGGACUUAAAUCCAAAGAGGCCAGGAAGUACAUCUUCAGCUGUCUGGAUGACAUAGCACACCAUGUUCAAAUCCAUCAGGUGAACUUGGUGCUGAGUCCUGACAGCAAUGACAUGCAGGCAGAGAAGGCUGACAGGAGGGAGUUUGUGUCUCUGCUGAAGAGCAUGCUGCUGAUAGAUGCUGAGGAUCGGAUUUUUCCAUGCAGUGUCCUCAAGCACCCCUUCAUCACCAUGACUCAUCUGCUAGACUACCCGCACAGUAGCCAUGUGCAGUCUUCUUUCCGAAUCAUGGACAUAUGUCAUGGCCGGCUCAGCAGUGCAGUUUUUGACACUCUCAAUCAGAACACCAUUCAUGUCUCAAGACCUCCUGUAGCCCCUUCUGCCUCCUCUGGUCUCCCACUGGGCUACAACAACAUACCAGUCCAUACUCAGGCUAUAACCCAGUCAACUCCGUCAGUGUUGCAUCCCGGGCUAGCUCUAACAACUGGGAAUGGUCAGUUCGGAUGCAGUGACUCAUUCCCACCUGCCUUUCUUCUUUGUCCCCCCACCAUGCAAGGUAACCUCAAUCAACCAGCAGGAUUUUCUGUUCCCAUGGUGACUCAGGGCCCUCCCAUACAGCCCCUACCAGUGAGGCCUGGUGUAAUACCUCAGCAGGCCUGGUCUAGCCGGGGGCAGCAGCUCCUCAUUCCAGCAGCCUGGCAGCAGAUUACUCCAGUCGGCCCUCCUCCUGCUCAUCCCCCACCACCACCUCCACCCCCCCUAACCAGUGACACCACAGCUGGCCCUCAGAGGAUCAGUGACUGGGGGAAAGUGCAUCCCCACUACAGUUCAGUUAUUCAGCAGCCUCUCCUGACAAAUCAGAUGUCAGCCCUCUCUGCCCAUCAGCCAAUCAACAUUGGUAUAGCUCAUGUUGUGUGGCCCCAGCCAGCCAAUAAACGGAACAGACACAGUCACAACAGGAACCUGUCCCACCCCAGCAACAUACACAUAUCAGUGUGUCGGACUCCCAAGAUGGCCGACGUUGGACAGAUAGUGCCAGGAAGGGAGCAGCCUCAGAGGGAGGUGCCUCAUGUGGAAACCAGGCAACCAGAAGUUCAAAACACAGAUGAGGAGGAUGAAGAGGAAGAAGUGAGCUGCUUCAGAGAGUCACCAAAUGCUAACAGACGGCUCCUCAGUCAACAACAGCGAGAUGUAGCAGUCCUGAUGGGUGACACACCAAGCCCUGCUCCCAGUGUGAUCAGCAUCCGCAGUGAGCUGACUGACGGAGAGGAUGAAGGGGGGCGUGCAGACACUCGCAGCUGUAAAGAGGAGUGUGUGUGUGAGGCGUGCAGAAACACCAGUAUGUCGAUGGAGAGAGUGUGUUCCCUCAGCAGCCCUGACAGCAGCCUUAGCACUAGCUCUUUUGCCUCCAACUCUCUUCAGUCCAGCCCCUCUGCCUCACCUUGCAAGAGACCCAAUAGCAUGUCUGAGGAUGAUGGUCAUGAGAGUGGUUGUGACACAGUGGAAGGCUCCUCCACGUCUGACGCAUUAACCUCCGUGCGUGGCAACAGCCCCUAUUGUUAUCUUGACAACAGUAACCACAACAACCGACCACCUUUGGCUGCCAUGGUAGCACCACUGCCCUCCCCUGCAGUGCAGCGCAGGAGUCCUCGUGGUGUCAGGACAAUGGUGGUCCCACCAAUGAGGGUGCAGAACAACAACACUCAGGGGUUAGAGGAGCGUUUCCAAAGAGCAGUCUUAGAGUCCUGGUCCCGGUCCAAAGGACGCUCCAGUCACGUAGGACAACCACAGAGCACUCCCUCCUCUGUCUCCCUCCUCCCAUCCACCCAACUCCUGUCCCGGCAGCAGCAGCACCCUCUGGGCUUUGGGCAGGUGCAUCCUUACAGGUCAAACAACAAAGAGUGGAACGGCAACUAUGGCCCACUGCGGCCCCACGCCUACAUCCCCCCUACUGUCCACACACACACUUUCACACACCUGCCGCACAGCCCCACACACACAUCAGCCGCUCAGCACACACACAACCAGGGCCUGCCCCCACACGCCCUCCUGUCCUACCCUCCAAGUGGUCCCCUCGCUGCCCACCCCCACCCCAUCUUGCCCCCUCAGCCUCCUCCUCUCCUCCAGCACAGUUAUGGUCUUUCCCACCCCCAAGGAGGCACUAUAGUCCACCAGGUGACUCUGGGCAUCAGCACUCACCCCCACAGGCUCCUCCCCUCCCCAACCAUCCACCCGCACCAUCAGCCCGGCUAUGUCCAUCAGUUCAAGCCUCCUUUCCAACCACCUCCACCCCCUCCUCACCCUUACAUGGCCUCCCCAGUAGCCUACACAGGCUUCCCUCUCAGCCCCACCAAGCUCAGUCAUCACCCCCACUUUUCUUAUAUCUGAGGAGAAGGACGGGGCCACAGCAGUACUUUCUGGUGAGGAAGGGCAAUGGGAAGUGGGCUGGUGCUGCAACCUGGGCAGGCAGAGCAAGCAGCAGAGCACCAAUUGGACACUUGUGAUGAUGAAGACAAAAAUAGAGUUAAUAGGAGGGGGGGCAGAUAACAUAAGAGGUUGAGAAAGAAAAACAAGUAUCAGCAGUGAAGCUAAUGUUUUCUGGUGUUUUGAGGACAAAGAAAUUCGCAUUGCAUGUUACCCCCCUGCCAUUUGUUCAGCUAGUGUUCAGAGAAUGUGGCCUAAUUAGAGACUGGAAAUUGUUUGUGGUCGUUGCUGUUGAGGCCGCGCGGCGUGCCCUUCCCUUUAUUCUUGUUGCCUUGUAGCAUGUGCUAGCCGGUCACAUCUGUUUUAUAAGCCAUCCCAAUUUGUAUUACCCAGGAUUGAAUGCUCCUGUCAUCAUUUCAGGCAGCCUUAGCUGCUACCACCUCCUAGUGCCUUAAAACCUGAAUCUAUGAUUACUUCAGGAGCUUAGAGAUUGUACAUUCAAAUGGGCUUGCAGCACUUAACCUUCAGGCUCUAGCUAUGAUGGGCUUAUUGGAUAAAUGUGACGGUAGUGCAUGUGGUUUUGUUUUAACUUUGGCAAAUGUUGGACUUUGCUUCCUAACUCAGUAUGGAUUUACUUUAGCUAGAGGCUGAAUAUUUAGGGCUUUGACUGAAUGAGCUUUCUCUGUACAUACAGGUAUUUGAUAUUUUGAUAGUUGAUUUCUAUUCACUAUAGUACUUAACAUAACAGUAUUGUCACUGUUUACUGUAACUGCAAUACAAUCUUGAUAGCCUUUGGGUUGCUGUGUUUAGUUAUUUUUUUUUAGGCUAGAUUUGCAUUCAUGCAUUUUAGUUUUUAGAUUUUGGGAGUGGCAUCGAUUUAAAAAAAAAAAAAAGAAGAUUGUUUUUACUUUAAAUGUUUCUCAGUGUUUGAAAUGACCUAUUAAAUUACAGUAUAUUUGUUGGGCUAAUGAGUGUUAGAGGUGUAUCUGUAAUUGUUUCUUCUAUUUGUGUAGUUGAACCUUUGUUCAUAUAUUGAAGUUGGUUGUCAGUUUUGAUACAUUCCUUCAGGGUGGAUGCAUAGCCUUCUUGUUUUGGUUUUGUGUUUUUGAUUUCCAGUGGGUAGUAGAGCUGCAUCUUUAAUCUACACUCCGCACCAAAGACUGUUCAUUAAUCAUUUCUGAAGCAUGGUCAAUACUAUUUCUCCUUUGACCUCCAGCAUAAUGUUUUAGUUAUCAACAUGGAAUAUAUUGUGAGAGCUCUAUUUUAAAAAUGAGGUUGAGGUUUUAUUUUUUCUGAGCUAUGUUUGGAAAUGUUUAUUUGGAAUGUAUAAAUAAUAAGCUGCUAUGUACUGAUCAUCUACCACUUUGUAGCUGUGAAUAUAGAGGAUUAAUCUCAUUCUAGCCUGCAUUCUCGUUUGUAUUGUAGUUCUGAUGACUAGAUAGAAUAGAAGUGGGUUUUAUUUUGAUCAGAGUAUAUUGAAUGCUAUUCCUAAAUGCUAGUGCCUCUGUAUAUUGGCUUUGUAUUUUGAACUGACUGUAAACUGCUGUAAUGGAAGUUACAGUGUCUAUAAAAAGUAUUCACCCA